GAUGGACGGAUUAUGUGAACCAUAACAAGUCGUCUGUAUUCAUAAUGACUGAAUGAGCGUAUCGCUCGAUAAUAUUAAUCAAAUACAAGUAUGGAUUCCACGGUUGGGUAUGACCCGACACUACCGUUGGAUAUGGAUGGCAGUUGUAAUCCAGAUUUACUGCCUGAAGUCACAUUUACCACAUGUAAAAAUCAUCUAGAAAUUAACGAUGGAAAAGUUCCAUUAAUUGAGAAACAGAACAGUGGGCGAAUGUCACCCGUAAGAGCCAUCACUAUGAAAGAAUAUGAUCAGAUUAUUUCCGAGUUGCGGAAAGAAAACUUCAACUUGAAAUUAAGAAUAUACUUCCUGGAAGAAAGAAUGCAACAAAAAUAUGGUGAUGGCGAUGAUAUCUUUAAAACGAAUAUUGAGUUACGUGUAGAAGUUGAAACAUUACGGAAAGAAUUAACAGAUAAACAAGAAUUAUUGAAAAAGGCUGGUUUAGCAAUGGAGAAUUUAACAGCCAAUCAUCAGAUGGAAUUAAUGCAGGUUAAAGGUCAAAUAGAGGCUGAAUUAAAACAACAAAAUACAGAUCUGGCUGACAAAUACAACAAAUCACUUCUAGAUAGCAGUGUUUAUCAGAAGGAUUUACAGGAAGCAGAAGAGAAGAUUAUCUCCCUUGAAUCAAUGUUAGAUAAAGUAAAAGUAGAACUCGAUGAAAUAAAAACCGAGAAAAUUCAAGAUGGUGAACGUUUGAAUGAGGCUUUAAAAACAAUACAGGAUAAAGAUAGUGCUAUUGUAAAUUUAGAAGAUCUAUUAAAGAAAAAUGAAGAAGACGGAGUGAGAGAAAAGGAGAAAUAUGAUCUGAAGGAGAGACAGAUGAAAGAAGAAUUACAAAAAAUGAAGAAACAUGUGGACCGAAAGGAACGAGAUAUUCAGAAUAUAUCGAGUAUUAUGGAUACAAAGACGACUUCCUUUAACAGCGAAUCUUUUCUUGCUCCUACGCAUCUUCAGGAUGCAAUGGAAGAUCAGAAAGAGAAUGUGAAAAGGUUGCAAGGAAAAUUACGAGAAAGUGAAAAGAAAUUAAAUGAGAAAAUAGAUGUUAUAUCGAGGUUACAAGAUCAGCUUUAUGACUUAGAAAAUGAAAAUAAGGCCUUACACGACAAGAUUAACCAAUCAGAGGAAGAGAAGAAACUACACGAAGAUAAUACCUUCAAACGAGAUAAGACAAUCCAAGGUUUCGUAUCAGCAAUGAAAAAGAAAGAGAAAGAGAUUACAGCGUUAAGAGAGAAAUUAAGCCAAUCAGAAGAUCAGAUAGAGAAAUUAACAGAGGAUCUACAUAAGACAAAUUUAGCCAAUAACAAGAUAACGGACUCCAUGAAGGAAGAAAACGUGGUAAAGGGUGAAAAAAUAGAAUUUCUAGAAAAUCAGAUGAAAAAUACGUCUGAUGAAAUGGAGAAAUUAUUAAAGAGCCUGGGAAAGAAAGAUGGUGAAUUAGUUGGUUUUAAAGAAAUGUUAGGAAAGGCUGAGGAAGCUUUAAAGAAAAGUGAAGAGGCAUUAGAGGGUUUACAAGAACAAUUAAAUCAGGAGAAACAAGAUGGACAGAAACGUACAGAUAAACUAUCACAACAUUAUCAGGUAUUAUUAGAAGAUGUUGAAGGACAAGUGAAUAGUAAAGAGAAGUUAUUACAUCAAUUAACACAGAGAUUACAAGAUAAAGAUAAACAAUUACACGAUUGUUUUAAUCUUCUAGAUAAAGAUCAUUUUCAGAUUGAAGAAGGUAAGAAUCCUGUUGAUUUACUGAAAAAACUUCAACAUAAAUUAAAAGAGAAGGAAACAUUGGUUGAGAAUUUAGAAGCAGAGAAACAAAAUAUAGUAGAUGAGAAAGAAAGUGAAAUACGUAAUCUCAAACAAUCGAUACGAGAAAAGGAUCGUGAUUUAAAUCAAGCCAAUCAGAUGUUAGUAAGAGCAGAAGAUAAUGUUGAGAAUCUAGAACGAGCAGUAGAAGAAAAAGAGGAAAAUAUGAAACAGUUAUCAAAAUGUCUUCAGGCUGCCCAAAAGUCAUUUGAGGAAGCCAUGGAUAACCACAUGCGUACAAUCGACCAGAAGACCGAUAUGAUAAAUAGAUUAAAAUCAUCAGUUGAGGCCAAGGAAGCAGCUCUUGAGGAAUCUAUAGAGAAGAGUCCAGCUUUAUCGACAGAUCAAGUGAAGAAACUAAAAAAACAGUUGAAAGAUAAAGAGGCUAUCAUACAGGAAUUAUUAAAUGAGAAACAUAAACUAUCUGAGGAGAACGAGAUGAUGUCGAGAGAUUUCUUCAAUAGAUCACAGAUUAAAGAUCAUGAUUUAAAGUCGUUACUAGAGAAACAUAUGAAAGAAAAGAGUAAACUGGAUAAAGAUAUUCAAGAUUUACAAUCAGAUUUAAAUAAACGAGAUCUAGAAAUACAGAGGUUAGAAAACAACAGAGUAUGGACAGAAGAUCAGAUCGAUAAAUUACGCGAUUCCAUGAAAGAAAAAGAUAAAACCAUAGAGGCCUUGUUUGAAAGCGGUAAAGAAAAAGAUAAAUUAUUACAACAGUCACAGGCGAGAUCACCUUCCCAAUCAUCAUCUACCGUUGACCUGGCACACGUUCAAGCUUUACAAGACGAGAUCGCCUUCCUCUUAAAUCAUCUGACAAAUAAGGACGCCCUGAUCAACCAACUCCGCGGUAAAACAGAUCAGUCACCAUGGCAACAACAAGAGAUUGAUCGUCUGUCAGAUGAACUCUUGAAAAAAAAUCAGGUUUUAAAAUCUACUAACAGUAAUAAAGAUGAGUUGGCUAAACAACUGGAGGAAUUACGGAAACGUGUGACAGAAUUAGAAGCGCAAAGUCAAAAAGUCUCCCAGUAUGAACGUGAAAUAGUUCAUUUAAAAGAGGUAUUACAAGCCAAGGAAGAUAACUCUAAACAUCCUAGACCAGAUGAUAAUACACAGGAUUUGAUGCGUAAACAGUUAGCAGAGAUAAAAUCAUUGGGGGAUAUAUUACGUAAACAACGAGAUGUAUUUAUUACACUGGAUAAUCAACACUACAAUAAUACCAGUGAUGGAGAAUUACGUGUAGAACUAGAGAGAAUUGAGUCGUUACGUCGUUUAUUAGAGGAAGGUGUAGAGAAGAACAAUACUCUACGUAUUAUACUCGAACAACAAACACAGACGAAAGAACCAUAUAUAGACACAGAUGAGCAGAAAUUAAACAAGUCUGUCAACACCAGUCAAUUUGAUGAAAACCACCUCCACGAUAAUCCCAAGAUAUCAUCAGUGGAUGUCAAUACUUCUCCUAUUAAAGUCUCGCGUGCACAAAUAGCCACGCAGACGGACAUCACUGCCACAGCUGAGGCUGGCUUGAACAAAAGUGUGCGGAAAUCGGUGGAGUUUGACGAGUCUAUUAGUAAAUUUGUUGAAAGAGAUUCUGAUUUUUCGUUCAAUUUGUUGCCAAAAUCUCAUCUCGAUUCAGUUGAUAACGUGUCAAGUGUUGGUCACGAUAAUAAACUGAUUGAUUUUACGGACGCACCAUCGGAACUUCUUAAUCUCCAGAAUCACUGCUUUUCUCGUAUUUCUGGUUUCCGUGGUGAUACGCGAGCUGCAGGCUGUGACAAUUAUUAUUCCACUGACGGAUCGUUAGGAGUCGGCAAUGAGUCAUCGAAUUUGAAUCCUCAGGAAACUGUUUUAAGCAGUAACAAAAUACAUAAACCACUUCACUCUCCUCCCGAGCUGCUGCGUCACCUCGUUCAAUCGUCUCAAUCAUCAGACGGUAAACUUCACUCCAAUUCGUUAAUAUCGUCACCAAGACUUUUACAAAAUACAGACAAUAGUCGCGAUAUUCACAGCUUGCCUUCUUAUGCGAAUCGUACAUCAAGUGAAGGACAUCGUUACAGUUCGUAUCAACCAUCAUCGCAUCUUCUACGUGAUAAUUCUCGCAACAGUGCGCAAACGGCCCAUGCCCAGUCGAUAACAAAUAUCGAAUCAACAAAAGAUAAAACAGAUCCUCAGAUCACGGGAAUAAACUCUCAUCUUCCGUUUAAGUCUUUCAGUGAUCACCAUGGCGAUAAUGUAGAGGCAGACGACGUGGAUGUUGAUAGAUUGUCGGUCGAUCAAAGUGUUUUAUUGAGUGAGGAUAUUUCCAACAUGUCCGCGCCGUCGCUACGUAAAUUAGUGUCUAAACUACAGAAUGAUCUGAUGGACUCCUUACAAGAAAACCACAAUUUGCAAGGUCAGGUUCACAACAGUUUUGGCAGUCGUCAAAUCCCCGGUAAAAAUGAGACCGAUCCAACGACGGCAGAUUUACGCGUCCUGCAACAGAAGCUCGACAAUUUGCAACUCACUCUAGCGAAAACCCAACAUGAGAAUGAAACCUUACACCAACACCUGCAGUCUCCAAAUAAAAACAGCGAUAACCAAAUCGCCGAGUUGAAACAAAAACUGAGAGAAGUGGAAAACAGGAAUAAUUUAUUGAAGAAGCAGAUUGAAUUGAAUUCGCAAACGAGUAGUUCACCUACUGGUUUUAACCCUGAACUUAUUCUAGAAAUGGCCACCGAAAUCGAAAAAUUAAAGAAAGCUGCUGCAGAGAAAAACAACCAGGCUUCAGAUUCAGAAUCCUCGGAAAAUGGUGGAAGUGGGUGUCUGGCAAAAGAUGGAACGGCGAGUCCUGAUAGAACAACCAAUGGUAGACGAUCUCUUAAUUUGGAUAAAGAUCCAGUGAAAUAUCCAGAUACGAAUAGUACGGAACUUCAAGGAAACGGUGAUCAACUUUGUUUAAAUUCUACAGGAAACUUAUCUGUUGCUGAUUCCCUAGCGUCUAAACCAGUAGUGAGUGCGACGAGCCAUAUUCCCAGGUUAAGACGGGCAGCUGAUUCAAACCCAAAGCCCAAGUCCACCCCGGUAGUUUCUUGUCUUACUGGAGAAAAUCGCCCAGCACUGUUAGAGAGUUUGUUACAAGCCGCACGUACCCAGAUUUCUCAAUUAGAAGAAAAGUUAGCGGCAACAGAAAACACAGUUCGCUUCCAGAGUUCCAAGAUGAAAUAUUAUCGUAAUCUAGCCAGCGAUGCUGGAUUGAUACCAAAAUUAUCGUCACGAUCGCAAAGUGAAACAAACCUGUUCGUAGCCUCAACCACAAAACCACGUAACAAUCUAAUGGCCCCCACUGGUUCAUAUGAAAACUUGUCAAAUUUCAAUGAAAACGGCACAAGUUCUAUUUCGUCUGAGGAAUCACAAAAAUACGGAAAGACGGAAAAUGUGACGGCACUGAAAACACAGAUCGAUGAACUUAUAAAUAAAUUACAACGUCAGACUUUAGAAAUCAAUCAACUCCGCACCAAAUCCUUUGAUCGCACUUGUCGUUCGAUUUCCCCGCCAAAUGUGUCCCCCAGAAUCAAAGAAUUAAAGAAUCAGUUACGUGAAAAUGUCUCGUCCCCAGUCUCGAGUAAAUCCUUCAUUCAAACUAUCCAAAGAUCGGCGUCAGAGGAAUCGCAGACUAUUCCAGAGCAGGAUUAUAUCCAGAAUCUGAAGAUCCGUUUCCCCGAUAACGAACAUGUUCGAAACAGCGUAGACAGAAAUUACAAACGAAGCCCCUCUCUCGAAAAAUCGUAUUUAGGCCUGGGUAGAAAUUAUUCGUCUAAAAGUCGGUCUCAAAGUGAUUUGAAUAAUAUCGACAAUCCACAGGCUUUCCAGAAAUUAUUAGAGCGUAACCAACAAUUAGAAUCGGAACUCGCAGAAGUCAAAAACGAUAGUUCUAUCCUAGCUGCCCGAUUGGUGGAAUUAGGACAAAUGAACCCUGCCGGUCCGAAGCAGGUUGAAAAUUUGACCCAAAAAGUGCGCGAUUUAGAAAAGGAGAAAGAGACUUUAGCAGAAAAUCUACGAAAAUCCUCGGAGAAGGUGGAAGAUUUGGAGAGUAAAGUGAAAUCGUAUCGGAACGAUAAACAAAUGUUGGAAGGCGAUGUGAGAAAGCUGGAACAAAAACUCAAGUGGAUGGAACGCGAGCAAACAUCAGUCGGCGCGGACAGAGAAUUGUGGGAAGUACAACAACAAUUAUACGAUAGCCAGAAUACGUGUCUUCAACUUCGUAACCAAUUGGAAGAAAUCAGUUGUUUUAUGUCUGAAUUAAUUAACCAUGAUCGUGGCCAAUCAGAAGAUAGUAGUAGUGUGGGUGUGGCUAAUAUCGACAGGUUAAAACAACAUAUACAGAGUAGUAGAGAAGUGAUCAACGCCAGUAUGUCCGACAUUUCAAGAAUAGAAGAAAAGAGUCGAUUGGAUGCCAGUGAUCAUGUGACAGGAAGUAAAUAUCAGAGUGCCGUUGAUGAAAUAAAUAAAUUACAAUCACAGUUAAACUUACAGGAAAACAGGAGCCGAGAGAAACUGGCAGAAAAAGAGGCUGAAUUGAAGAGGUUACGAGAAGAAUUGUCGUCCGCAUUUCAACAUGGAAUCCCGGAAGGUUGUGAUAGUGAGGCUCCGUCGCCACAACGCUCCGUGGGAUCAGCUGAUGGGCAGCCGGUCUCUCACGAUUCAGGUUCUAAAUCUAGAAAAUCUUUAACUUCUACAGACGGCAACAAGGUGAGAUCUACUGUCCAACAAAGCGACGAAGACGAAUUCUCUGUCGAACAGAUCCGACGUCGCAUAGCCAGUGGACGAACAGAUACACGAUCAGGAAGCUCGAUGACAGAUGUAACCGAAGUGAUGUCAGAACGAGAAAAUCUGUCACAAACUUCUCGGCUCAACUUACAGAGAAUGUUUCACAGUAUGCCGCCAAAUGCCCCCGAAAAUACUUCCAUCCCCGGGGAUGCUCCGAAUCACCGAAACGUUUCUUACAGAGACCCGAACUUAUCAGCUCUAUAUUUAUCGAAAAUGAACGAAAGUGAUUUCUUGUUGAGUGACAGUCAUUUCUGUAACCAGAGUAACGGAAGUAUGUUCGGUGGACGAUUGGGCGAUGGACUAGAUCGUGUCGAUAGUUCCGAAACAAGGAGUAAAUCUUCGGACACACUCAGUCAGGUGUCAAGCUACAAGGAAAGAAGUCGUACCCCAUCUGGAUCAUCGGAAGUACAGAUCAUGAAAGCUCGUUUAAUUGUUGCAGAGGACAAAAAUAAAACAUUACAAGAAGAACUCAAAGUGUACGAGAAUUUAGUGAAAAAUGCUGGCACGCAAAGUUCGCCGAAUACCCGAUCUGGUCGAGGACAAGGUGAUAAUUUACACGACCAUCUGAUGGAGAUACGAGCCUUGCGACUUCGUCUGGAGAAAUCUCUUGAUGAAAGUGAAAGAUUGAGACUUCAACUUGAAGAACGUCUUCGUGAAUCACAAACAGCCAAUAAUGAUCAAAUCAAUUAUGAGAAGAAAGUACAGGAACUGACAAAUCUUGUCUCCAAUCUACGAAAUCAGCUGGAAGGCAGAGAAAAACAUGUUGUUGAGAAACUCACCAUCAUUGAAGAGCAAGAGAAGAUAAUCCACAAUUCAAAAAUACUUCUUGAAAAACAGAACCAUCGCAUGAACGAAAGUGAUAAACGCUGCCAAGAAAUGGAGAAGCACAAACAGAAAAUGGAGGAGAAAUGUCAAAAGGUGGAAGAAAGCUGUCGGAAAUUGGAAGAGAGCCGUCAACACAUGGAGAUAAAUUUCCGAAAACAUCAAGAGCGUAAGGAACGACAAGAAUUACAACUCCGUAAGGCUGGAAAAGAGAUACGCAAGUUACAACAAGAAAUUUUAUUGUGGAAAGAAAAAGCUGAAGAAAAAACGGAACUAAAUAAAACGUUAAAAUUAGAAUUAUCAAUGUACGAAAGGUUACAAGCUAAUAAAGAAAAUUCCAGCCAGUCAAAUCUAGAUAUAACUGAUCUAUUAACGGAGAUACAGCACUUACGAGUUCAGUUGGAGAAAUGUAUUGAUACUAAUAAUAGAUUACGGCAGACUGUCGAAGAUCUGCUACAUCAACAGAUGAAACAGUCGACCAGUCCUAGACUUGAUGCUGGAACAACCAGUCCUAGACUUGAUGCUAGUUUAACCAGUCAUUCAUCAUCAGUUGCUUCGGAAGCUGCUGAUGGUCGACCAAGUCCUCGAAACUCUCCGCGUAAAUCUGACAGCCGUGAAACCGUUGAGAAGGAGACGUAUAUUCAUCGUAAAAUACGGGAGGAGAAGUAUGAGUACGAUGUUAACGGUGUUAGAACAACGGGAGAUUAUAAUAGAUAUAGAAGUGAGGACAGAUAUACAUCUGAUAAAAUACGAUCUGAUACGCUUCCAGACACAAUUUAUAAAAUAGGAUCUGCCAAUCAAACUACACGGAAUUAUUCAGGGGAAGAUAAAUCUAGAUAUAGUACUUCAGUACCACAUCGCUGUCCGAACCCCAACAUCAGUAUACAUUCUCUACCGCCUGAUUUAGAUAAAUAUUUCGAUAAAGAGAGUUCCGUUAAAUACUGGGUGGACACGUCUGCUUAUAAAGAAGUUCCACGUGUAGAUAUUGACUCUGAUAUUCGUAGAUUAUUUGCGAUCGGUAAAUUGGAUGAUUUUGAGAAGGUCCGUAAAGAAAAUGAAGAAGUGUUAUCGGUCCUUCACGGAUUACAGGCUCGAGUCGAUGAUAGAAUACAUUGUAUGAAAAAGUCUUCAGAACAGAGUGUUGAAUACAGUACAUUAAAGGAGAUAUCUCUAGCUAUAGAGAAUUUAAAGAUAUGUAUGAAUGCUGAGAAGAAUGUCAUAGAAAGAUUCUGGGUAUCCCAGCUUCCACCAGUUAAUGAGCUUGGGGAAUUUUACGAUGCCAAGCUCGCAGAGGACAAUCGAUCAUUACGUAAAGAAUUAACCCGGUUAAAAUCGGAACAUGAUAUAAUGCGUCACUCGGCUCGUGCUGCUGAACAACGUUUACAUCUAACUAUACAACAACAACAAGGAAUGGAGAGCGCUAUCUGUCAACAACUGGAUCGAACAAACAAGAUAUUGAAACAAGCUUCAGCUAAUGCUAGUUUUCGGGUAACGAAGCGAGACCAGUCACAGAAUCAGAAAGGAGCUCUAAACUUGGCCGAUUUAACCAAACGAUAAUCAUAAAUAUUCCCACCUGAAAACUGAGGGUUUUUUUUCUGGUUCCUGUCAGAAUGUCAAGAAACAAUUGUACGAGAUGGUUUGAACUUUAUGUCAAGACAUUUAUUAUAAUUGUGAUUAAAAACGUUGAAUGAAUACAAAUCUGUGUGCCAGACAAUGACACACAAGUAUCAUGGAUUGUGUCUUACGAUGUCUGUGACAGGUGCCUUCUGUAUCCUGACUUGCAAACAUUGUGUAGUGUUGUGCUGAAAUUAAUCAUGUUGCCACACCUGUAUGCACCAUGCCGUCAAAUAAAUCCAUAAGUUGGCCAUAUUGGCCAAUUUCACAAAAUUUAAUUAUUCAUAUUGGCAUUUUAAAAUAACACGCACGACCAUAAUUAUUGUGCAGUGUUAAAUUGUGUUUCAUUUUGGGUUGUACAAAAUACGCACAACCAUAUUUAUCAGGUUAUGUUAAAUUGUGUUUCAUUUCGGGUCGUACAAAACACGCACGACCAUGGUUACCAGGCUAUAUGUUAAAUCGUGUUUCAUUUUGGGGGCGUACAAAACAUGCACGACCAUGGUUACCAGGCUAUGUUAAAUUGUGUUUCAUUUUGAGUGGUACAAAACACGCACGACCAUGGUUACCAGGCUAUGUUAAAUUGUGUUUCAUUUUGGGUGGUACAAAACACGCACGACCAUGGUUACCAGGCUAUGUUAAAUUGUGUUUCAUUUUGGGUGGUACAAAACACGCACGACCAUGGUUACCAGGCUAUGUUAAAUUGUGUUUCAUUUUGAGUGGUACAAAACACGCAUGACCAUAGUUAUCAGGCAGUGUUUAAUCAUGUUUCAUUUCGGGAGCGAACAUAAUUAUUAUUACAAACAUUAAAACCAGGAGGUUACUUAUUAUUAUUAUUGUUUUGUGCUAAGUAAAAUGUGUGUGUGCUGUUCAAAUGAAUUCAAGAAACGGUUUUAAAACUUUCUUUAAGGAGAUGAUAUAGUUUUAAAAAUCAAGUUUAAAAAUGAGUGCUGUUAUAUAUUUCGCAUGUGUUCUUCCCAUUGUACAUAGUUCAUAUAUUGUUGAGAUUUUUCUUAUUUUUGCUUCACUUUUCGUGAUGUAAUAUAAUGAACGAGAACGUUGUGUUUAUAUAAAUUGGUUUAAUAUUAUCUGAAGUGGACCAAAACUGAUCUUUCACAUGUAAAUUUUGUAAUUUAUGAAUAUUUUACUAUGUAAAAAUGUGUGAAUGAGUUUAAAGUGAAGAUAGAGCGUUGAAUAUGUCUGUAUUGUGGUGAGAGUUCAUUGAGGGUUUUACUGUUGUUAUGUUGAUCCAUGUUUUAGUUGAGUGGGCCGCGUUAGUUGAGCAAUAAGGGAUAGAAUUUCAAACGUUGGAAUCUCAGGGUGGACUGAGAUGAAUCUCUGGAUUUUUUUAAGCUGGACGGAAAACAAUGUCCACCUUAUUAACUGCUAUUACAGUGAGACUUAUACAGUCGGGCUUUGCUAUAACACUGGUUGUGUCCACUUACAACAACUGUUGUUAUAUUGAAUACAGUUGGGCAUUACCAUAACACUGGUUGUGUCCACUUGCAACAAUUGUUGUUAUAUUGAAUACGGUUGGGCGUUACUAUAAUGCUGUUAUUAUAUUGAGACUGUGCUCUAGUGGAGUACUUUUAUUGAAAUAAAAUAUAAAAUUAAACUAAUCUUUUAAU
Molecule: messenger RNA, 10697 nt
Organism: Patella vulgata (common limpet)
Lineage: Eukaryota; Metazoa; Mollusca; Gastropoda; Patellidae
Exons: 43
Coding region: 91-9015 (2974 amino acids)
Cellular component (GO): microtubule organizing center
Source: RefSeq, a predicted model, not a curated record